Dermacentor silvarum is the source of this 861-nucleotide messenger RNA. RefSeq names its product nematocyst expressed protein 3-like. NCBI's taxonomy places the organism in Eukaryota, Metazoa, Arthropoda, Arachnida, Ixodida, Ixodidae. The record is from RefSeq and is a predicted model, not a curated record. The transcript is spliced from 4 exons. Bases 30 to 662 code for a protein of 210 amino acids.
UACUAGUGGAAUACGAGUGGCCCAGUGCAAUGAUCCUCCUGGCUGUCGCGUGCACGGCCCACGCCGGCAACCUGGGCUCUCCUGCGGCACUAGGAUACGCGGUGCCCGGUUCUCCAUUCCUGGGCUACGGUCCCGCACCGUACGCGGUGCCCGCUGCCCCAGCAUACGCGCAGGGUCCUGCACCCGCUCCUGCUGCUGCUCCGCCGCCGCAGCCAAGGCCGCAGCCGGCCCCCUACUCCGCCCCGGCGGCACCAGUACGCUCACCUGCACCUGCACCUGCACCACGACCGGCGCCCAGCUACGCCUCACCGGCGCCCGGCUACGCCUCACCGGCGCCUGGCUAUGCCGCACCGGGGCCUCAGGCCAUUACGAGCUCGUACUCGAUCAAGACGGUGCACGGAGCACCCGUGGCGCCCGCCCCUGUUGCCCCAGCACCGGUGGCGGCUGCUCCAGCACCGGUUUCUGCCGCACCAGCGCCGGCCGCUUACGCCGCUGCUCCUGUGCACAGGGUGUUUGCCAAUCCCGGUGCGGCCGCAGCUCCGGUGGCGUAUGCACCACCAGCAGCAGGUAAGGUGUUCGGAGCUCCUGCCGUGGCCUCCUACGGACCGUACCCCGCCGUUGGCUACGCCGCUGCAGGACACUAUGGCAAAUAUUACGGAUAAUGUCCCACCUGCGAGCCGUUUCGGCAAGGACCAGCUGACCGUUGGUCAAAUUCGUUCUCCCACCGCCUGCAAUACUCGACGACGCCAAGUGCGUCACUCACUGCAACACGUCGUGCCACCGCACCUCAACUGCGACACAUAUAGCCAUCCAUCAUCACUGUCCCACUGCUGUAGCCAGAAAUAAAGUUCACGUUGCAAU